This is a messenger RNA of Dictyostelium purpureum, 3723 nucleotides long. RefSeq lists its product as uncharacterized. Bases 1 to 3723 code for a protein of 1240 amino acids. The transcript has 3 exons. NCBI's taxonomy places the organism in Eukaryota, Evosea, Eumycetozoa, Dictyosteliales, Dictyosteliaceae. The record is from RefSeq and is a predicted model, not a curated record. Gene Ontology annotation, molecular function: protein binding.
AUGGAAUAUAUCUGCAGAGUUAAUUGGAAAGAAAUCAAUACCAAUAAACAAUUGCAAGAAGCAAUUUUAGAAUGGACUGAUAGGGGUUUGGAUGAUGUUAAUUCUUUAACAAGGGUUGACAUUUUAAAACUAAUUUCCAUCCAUGGUUUAGAGAAUGACUCAAACAUUAUUUAUGACCCAGAAAGUGGUACUACAAAAAUAGAAAUUAUCAUAGAUGCAAAAAUUUUCUAUGGAAUUAGUUCUAAAUGGAAUUUAACAUUCAAUUUCCCAGAGUUUGGCGACCAUUGCAUUUCAAUGUAUGUUGACCGUAAAUAUGGAGAAAUUAAUAAAGAAGAGUUCUAUAAAUACACACACGAUAUUAAACAUAUCCAAAAUGAAAACAAUGCUGUUAAUGGUUCAGUCAAUGUUAAAGAGAGUAUAGCUAGUAUAAGUAAUACAAAUUAUAAUGCAAAUUAUACUACAAAUAAUACUACAAAUAAUACUACAAUUAAUACUACAAAUAAUGCAGAUCUAGUAAACGAUUUUACAAAAUUUAGUUUAAAGAAAAAAGCAAGUAAUUAUUCAUCGCAUAUGUCAACAACAUCAAGUACACCAAUUCCAACACUUUGCCCAGUAAAAACAAAAGCAUUGGAGGAGACUUCUUCGUCGAGUUCCUCAUCUUUAUCCUCAUCACCAGAAAGUAUCUUGUCAGCAUUACUUGAUAUCCCAGAUAUUCCAUUACCAACAAUAACUCAGUCGGAACAAUUAAAGUCAUUGAUAUCAAAACUACAACCAGCAGAUCUAACAGCUGAACUACAAGCAGAACUUUCCAAACUACCACCAGAUUACCUACAAUCAUUAGAUAUACCACCUGAACUUGGAUUUGUUCAACAAGAAAAGCCAUCUCCACAAUCACAAUCAUCACCAAUACCAUCAAACAAUUACAAUAGAUCAAAUAAUCCACUAUUUCAAACAAAAUACAUAACACCACUCGCCGAGGCUAGUAGUAAGGAUGUGCCUAUUCCAAUAACCACAAAAGAUCCAUCAAAAAUUUUUAGAAAUAAAAUAUCACACAUACUUUCAAGAAAUAUACCACCAUUAACUUUAUUAAAAGACCAUUUUAAGGAAGCAGUUUCAAAGAGUUUUAAAAAAUCAAGUGUCAAGACUUUGGAUGAACUUAAUGAAACCGUGGAAAUGGUUCAAACGUUAUUUCAACACAGUUUAACUGAUUUUAGAGUAAUGUCCAAUAUAGAUUCUAUAAUUCAUUCAUCUACCAAUGAUCUUUUAGCUCAAUACAUGCAAAUAACGGAAAAAAUCUCAUGGGAACAAACUAGUCAAGCUUAUAAAGAUAAAGGAAAUGAAUUAUUUCAAAAGAGAUUCUUUAGCGAUGCAAUCAUUUUAUAUAACGAGGCAUUACGUUUACAUUCACUAGAAAACAAUCAAGAUACAUCAAUUCUUAGCAGCAUUCACUCAAAUCGUUGUCUAUGUUUAGUUAAUCUAGAGCAUUAUGAAGCUGGUGCCGCUGAAGCUACAAGAGGUAUUGAAAUUAAUUCAUCAGCACGUUUAUUGCACAAGCUACAUUAUCGUAGAGGUAUCUGUUAUUAUCACCUUAAGAAGCAUAGCAAAGCUAAAAAAGAUUUCCUUAGAGCGCACAAAUUAAUCGAAAAAAUGGAUAGUACCGAUAUAUCUUCAAUAGAGUCUUAUUUAUAUAAAAUCAAAAAAUUAAAUUUACCUUUACAUGAAGAAGAAAAAUAUGAAGAGCAAUUAGCAAAAGAAAAAAAUGUAUCAGGUGCAGCCACUGUAAAUAAAUAUCAAUCAAUUGUUGAUUCUAGAGUAGACCUUAAAUAUGAAUCCGAUAAAGUUGGUAGAAUCACCGAAGCAAAUAGUCCAAUUCCUGAAAAUUCAUUACUUUUUCAAGAGCGUCCAUAUGUGUCAUGCUUAGAUAGAAAUUACCAUUCAUUAUAUUGUUAUAAUUGUUUUAAAGAAUUAUUAGUACCAGUUUAUUGUAAAGGUUGUAAUAAUGCUCAAUAUUGUGGUGAUAGUUGUUUAAAAGAAGAUUAUAAAAACCAGCAUAGUGUUGAAUGCGAUAAAGGAUUUUUAUUAACAUGUUCACACGAAUCAUUAUUAGUAAUUCGUAUUUUAAUAAAGAAAGCCAAGGAAUAUAGAGAAUUAUAUGGUGAACCAAAUAAUAAUAACAGUAAAAAUAAUAAUAAUAAUAAAUUUGAAAAUGGACCAUCUUCUUAUAUUCCAACUCCAGUAUUAAAGAAUGUAAAUAUAAAGAAAUCAAAUAAUAAAUUUGAUUCAAAUAAUUUGGUAUUAUUUGAUGAAAGUCUUUCAGAAUUACAAAACUUACAAAUUUCUCGAGACGAUAAACUGUAUGAAAUCCCAAAAGAUAAAACUAGUUUAGAACAAGCAAAUAUUUAUUUACCAAACUAUGAAAUGAUCAACAGUUUUGACCCACAUAUCCUAGAGCACUCAAAUGAAAACCUCCUAAGUUUAAUAUUCGAUUCACUCAUUAUCGAAAGAUUUAUAGGCUACUAUCAAAAAGAGUUGGGUAUUCUCCCAGAAGAUAUCAAUAUUUCAACCAUUCUUAGACAUUUGUGCCAGUUAACUACUUAUACAUUUGCAAUUCCAGGUUUUAUAUACCGUGAUCAAACCCGAUAUGUCCCAGAACAAGAGUCUCCAUCACAGAAUCUUUAUACAAAAUAUAAAAUCCUAAAAUACAUUGAAGAUAAAAUUGGCUACGCAAUUUAUCCAAUGUCCAGUUUAAUGAAUCAUAGUUGUGUCCAAAAUACCCAUCUUCAAUAUAAAGGGAAUACAAUUGUUAUUAAAUCACUUUGUGACAUAGAAAAAGGUGAAGAGAUUUUAGGUUGUUAUGGACCAAGCGCAUUUUUACAUCCAUUAAGAGAUCGUAUAGUAAGCCUUUAUAAAGAAUACUUUUUCAUUUGUAGAUGUAAGGCUUGUAGCGAAAAAGCAGGACCCGAUCAAUUGAAAUGCCCAGGUUCAUUUGAAAACAAUUCAAACACUCAAUGUUCAGGUACUCUUUUAGAAAAAGUUAGUUUCCAACAAUUAAUUAAUAAGGCCGAAUCAGAAUCAAAAAAUUCAUUAUCGUCACAAACAAUGUCUUCAUUAUCAUCAUUCAGUAUAAAAUCAAAGAAACCACUUCCUGUCAAUCAUCAAAUAUUAUCAAAUUAUGAACAGCAUGAAGAUUAUGAAAAUCGUGUAUUUAUUUGUAAUAAGUGCGGCAUUGAAUUGUAUGGCAUCGAUGCACAUUCACUAACUUCCCAGGUUAUUAUAUCUGAUAACCUCUUCAACGCAGGAGUUAAAGCUCUUAACAAAAACAAUUAUUCAAAAGAAAUUGAAAAUCUAUUUUUAAAAUCAUUGGAAAUUCGUAGAAGUUUAUUCAAGGUUUCAAGUAAAAAAAUUGGUGAUGUUUAUGAUGCUUUGGUCCGAUAUUUCCUCACAAACGAAGCCGGUUACACAGCAGCUUUAUAUUUAGAAAAAUUCAUAGAAAAUAUAAGCAUUAGAUUAUUACACAACAAUUCAUCCGAUUUGGGUAGAGAGUAUGCAAAAUUAGGUGAAGUUUAUUUAUGUAUUGGUGAAUUCUCAAAAUCAGAAAAAGCAAUAAAGAAAGCAGAGGAAAUUUUAUUAAAUUGGAGGGUAGAACCAAGUGAUGACGAAGUUUUAUUUUUAUUGGUCAAUCAUAAAAAACUAUUUUCAUAUGCAUCUCAAUUUUCGAUAUAA